Hymenoscyphus albidus is the source of this 2129-nucleotide messenger RNA. The record is from the annotation of a GenBank genome assembly. NCBI's taxonomy places the organism in Eukaryota, Fungi, Ascomycota, Leotiomycetes, Helotiales, Helotiaceae.
GAGUUUUGUCAAAAGAGACGGCCAUGGAUCCCCAAAGACCCCCAGGACGUCGCCAUACCACUUUUUUGGAUAAUCUAGGGGCUGUAAGAGUUCUUGGAAGUCCAAUUGCGAGCUUUGGACGUCAACUUAUCGUUGGGAACCCCGAAUUUGACCAAGACAAGUAUUAUGAAGAUCUUGUUACCGAGACUAGACGAUCAAAAGUUCAGUCCUUUCGUGACCCGCCACCUUCAUUUAGAAGCGUAGAACAGCGAAGUUCCACAGAAAUAUUUUCCUACAUCGAGGAUCCAUUUGAUGACCGUCACACGAUAAGAAAUCUUGAAGAAAACAAUCCGCGGAAGCAGCCAAAUUUCGAGGAGGAACAAUAUCAUAUUGCUACGAGGAAAGAAAAAUGGUUGGUAAUUAUAACGAUAAGCGUCGCUGGCCUUUUCUCCGGACUUUCCAGGUAGGUUCCACGUCUAGAGAUGGUUCUGAGGAAGUGGGUGAUACGUGCUGAGCCUAUGCCAACGAGGGAUCUAGUAACAUUUAUUUCCCCUUGCUUGAUGCGGUCGCCAAAGUUUGUGCCCCAGUUAACUUGAAAUCAAGUCUUUCAUUAACCUCGUUCAGGACCUUGGGGUUACUCUUGCGGCUGUAUCGCUGACAAUUACAUCGUAUUUGAUCAUUCAAGGAAUAUCACCGGUUAUUUGGGGUGCUUUUUCAGAUACCGUCGGGCGUCGACCAAUUUACAUCGCGUCCUUCAUUAUUUCCAUUUUAUCAAACGUCGUAUUGAGCUUCACGCCCAAUUUUGCGGUACUCGUCAUCUUUCGAGGAUUACAGGCUGCCGGAAGUGCAAGUACAGUUAGUAUUGGUAGGAGAUCUCUAUCAUAUGGCAUAUGUAAAGCCGCUAAGUUGCUCUCUCCGAUAGGCAACGGAGUUAUCCAAGAUAUAUCACCACCUUCUGAACGUGGCGCCUUCAUCAGCUUCUACCAAGCCAGUGAGUACAAGGACUUUAUUGAACCUUUCCUCACUGGAAUCAAACUUCUGACCUUACUGUUACUUAUAGUUCGAAACAUUAGCAUAGCAAUAGGACCCAUAUUAGGAGGCGUCUUGUCCCAAUCUUUUGGAUUUAGGUCUGCUUUCGUCUUCCUCUUAAUUAUGUCGACAAUCGUCAUCUUGGUCAUUAUCAUAUUCUUGCCAGAGACCAUGCGUUCUAUUGCAGGCAACGGAACGAUUCGCCUCGAUGGCAUAUAUUUGCCACUAAUUCGAAAAUUUCGAAAGGAACCUUCUUACAUAACAGAACCUGAUGAUACCAUAAUUAGAAACAAGGUGACGUUUCUGACAUUCAUAGAACCACUCAAGCUUCUCAAGGAGAAAGAUGUUUUGUGCAAUCUAAUUUUUGGUGGGGCUAUUUAUGCCGUAUGGAGUAUGGUCACGGAGAGUACGACCGCGCUCUUCAAACAGAACUUUGGGUUGACGGAGCUCUUGCUGGGAGUGGCAUUUUUGCCUAAUGGUAUAAGCUCCACCCACACGUUUCUUCGACUUUGACUAACGACUGAGAAGGGAUUGGGACGAUGUUUGGUUCGGCAAUUGCUGGGAAACUGAUGACGGAAGAUUAUCGAGAGGCGGAGAGGUCCUAUAAGACUUUGCAUGGCUUCCCACCCGAUUAUAAAAUUCCGCCCAAUAAUAUUCCUACAGACUUCCCAACAGAGCAUGCACGAUUUCGUCAUCUCCCGUGGAUCUCGAUGCUGUUCACCAUCUCGACAGGGGCGUAUGGAUUCUCGUUAGCGUUUCCUACUGCUAUCUCAAUGCGAGGCUGGAUAGCAGUGCCUCUGUUCCUUCAAUUCCUGAUCGCAGCAACGAGUAACGCCGUCUUUUGCCUCAACCAAACUCUAGGGUCCGACCUGUGCCCCGGAAAAGGUGCUAGUGCAACGGCCAUCAAUAAUUUAGUUCGCUGCGCACUUGGUGCUAUCGGGGUGGCAGUCAUCGACACAAUGAUUGAAAAUAUGGGUCCGGCUUUGACGUUUCUGGGGUUGGCAUUUGUUGUGAUCUCACUAAGUCCCCUGCCUGUCGUUGUGUGGUGUUUCGGCCCUGACUGGAGGGCCAACAAGGCGGCGGCACGAAAGGAAAAUCUCGAACUCGACAAAGGGAAGCUU